AUGGAGGACUUCAAUCACUCCAGAGUGUCUGAGUUCGUGUUACUUGGACUUACUGAUUCCCCUGAGCUCCAGAUUUUUUUCUUUGUGGUGUUUUCCAUUUUCUACUUAAUGACCAUGUUGGGAAAUUGCCUGAUUUUGUUUACGGUCAUAUCCAGUCCACACCUCCAUUCUCCCAUGUAUGUCCUUCUGAGCAACUUAUCUCUUAUUGACAUGUGUCUGUCCUCCUUUGCUACUCCAAAGACGAUCAUGGACUUCUUUGCUCAGCACAAGACCAUCUCCUUUGAGGGCUGCAUUACACAGAUCUUCUUUUUGCACCUCUUUACUGGAACUGAGAUUGGGCUGCUUAUCUCUAUGUCUUUUGACAGGUACGUGGCCAUAUGCAAACCUCUUCACUAUUCAACAAUUAUGAGCCCAAGAGUUUGUGUUGGGCUGGUAGUAACUUCUUGGACAGUAGGAUUUCUGCAUACGAUAAGCCAGUUAGCUUUUACCCUCUACUUGCCCUUCUGUGGCCCCAAUGUUGUAGACAGUUUCUUCUGUGAUCUUCCAUUGGUCAUCCAGCUGGCUUGUAUAGAUAUUUAUGUUCUUGGGAUCUUCAUGAUUUCAACUAGUGGUGUGAUUGCUCUUGUAAGUUUUCUGCUUUUGCUCGUCUCCUACAUCAUUAUUCUUGUCACUAUCAAGAACCACUCUUCCAAAGGAUCAUCCAAGGCUCUUUCUACCUGCACGGCACACUUCAUAGUUGUAUUCAUGUUCUUUGGGCCCUGCAUAUUCAUCUAUAUAUGGCCUUUCACAAAUUUCCUUGUGGACAAAGUUCUCUCUGUUUUCUAUACCAUUUUCACCCCUUUUCUAAAUCCACUUAUCUAUGCUUUGAGAAAUCAGGAGGUGAGUUUAGCUAUGAAGAAGAAACUAAAUUACAAAUACUUCAAUGUUUGGAAAACGACACCACAUCACCCAGUGCAAUGA
Molecule: messenger RNA, 960 nt
Organism: Chrysochloris asiatica (Cape golden mole)
Lineage: Eukaryota; Metazoa; Chordata; Mammalia; Afrosoricida; Chrysochloridae
Product: olfactory receptor 4K2-like
Exons: 1
Coding region: 1-960 (319 amino acids)
Biological process (GO): G protein-coupled receptor signaling pathway
Cellular component (GO): membrane
Molecular function (GO): G protein-coupled receptor activity; olfactory receptor activity
Source: RefSeq, a predicted model, not a curated record